CAACCUGAGGGCUACAUCAUUUCGGCACCCUGUCACAGGACAGAUAUCCCCUGAAAACACAGAAUACACACUUCAAGACAGGAUAGAAGCCCGUAUGUCCAAGUCAGCGGCCAAUCAGAGAUCCCCGGGCAUGGUCACAGACGCCUCCAAGGCUGUGACCCCAGCAGCAGUGGAGGCCAGCUCAGUGUCAAAGGGCUCCAGAGGAUUGGGAAAAGUACACAGUUUUGGCAAGAGGGAUCAUGCUAUCAAAAGAAAUCUCAACAUCCCAGUGGUGGUGAGGGGCUGGCUCUAUAAACAGGACAGCUCUGGAAUGCGACUGUGGAAAAGGAAGUGGUUUGUUUUGUCAGACUACUGCUUGUUCUACUACAAAGACAGCCGAGAGGAGACUGUGCUCGGUAGCAUCCCUCUGCCCAGUUAUGUCAUUGCACCAGUUGAAGCUGAUGAUCACAUAAACCGAAAAUACGCGUUCAAGGCGAGCCAUACAGGAAUGCGCUCCUACAUUUACAAUAAGAACUCUGUGAUUGGCUCACAGGCAGAACACUGCGGGAUGCGGACAUAUUUCUUCAGUGCGGACACACAGGAGGACAUGAAUGGCUGGAUCCGGGCCAUGAACCAGGCUGCGCUGAUGCAGCAGAGUCACACUGUAAAGAGAGAGUUGGAGAAUCCAAAGAAGGCUGUGCAGCAGGCUGUGCAGCAGGCUGUCCCACAGACCAACCACGUCCACAUCAACCAGAAAUCAUCUCAGUCAGAGUGCCGUCGCAGGACAGAACCGGACAUUGGGAUCCACCUGGCUCAUGGAGACGAGGUGAGGUAUGGAUUACAGAUUCAAGGCAGGCCCAGCCAGUUGGUCGCAGAGGAAAGAGCAGAGAGACUCUCUCCAGACUCUGACGAUGGUGCCGCCCACAAGAACGGACAGCAAACUGUAAUCGAAGUGACUCUGCCUCCAGAACAGAAUGGAAAUAUUGUCUAUCAGAGGGGAUUUGUGUCGCGCGGAGACCCUGGGAAACAUGUGCAGAGAAAGAAUACACUGGCUCAGGUGCAGCAGUGGGUCAAAGUUCACAAAGGGGACCCACCAAAGAGUGCUCCCUCUGCUGAAUACCAACUCCCUCGGCGGACUCCUCCAUUAAAGCCCAAAGCCAGCACAGUGGAUGCCUCCCAUCAGUCGUUGCCAAAGUCUCCCCGUCUCCCGUCAGGCAGCAACUCUCCUCCAGCAACAUGCAACCUGCCCAGCGACUAUAAGUACGCCCAUGACCGGCUUAGCCACUUCCGCAUGUCCACCGAUGAGCGCACGGCCACUAAGGAGGGGAUGGUGUGGCAGCUGUACGAGUGGCAGCAGCGGCAGCAGUUCCGUCAUGGCAGCCCCACGGCCCCUAUCUACACCGGCCCCAACUUUACAGACUCUUCAUCUUUCAGAGUUACGGUGGAGAUGCCACGUUCCCUCUCUGUCCCACCAUCCCCUUGUGAAGUCCCACCGUCAAUCCCCUCCUUCAAACCCCUGUCCCCUCGCAGGCCACACACUCCUUCAGACAGACGCACAGUCAGGCCCCUGGACAAAGUGGCCCCCGGGGACAGCACAGGAUCCAGCUCCCCUGGCCAUAUCUGUCUUUCUCAGACUUCCCGAAUAGAGAGAAGGUCCAUGCCAGGCAUGGGCUACAUCACGCACACUGUCAGUGCACCCAGCUUACAUGGCAAAACGCCAGAGGAGCUGACUCUGCUCCUCAUUCAGCUUCGGAGGCACCAGGCCAAGAUGGCUAGUGUGCAUAGCCCCAGCGAUGCAUUCGCUCACCUGCAGCACCACCACAACGGCCUUCUAGGCCCCAGCAUGCAGAUCCAAAGUAUUGACCCGAUGAUCGUUUCAGUACACAAUGUGUUUGAAAACUCGACUCCACACAGUUUUGGGUACUGUUGGAAUGUUACUGGACGUGAGAAUUUUAAAACAGAAAAACCAUCAAGGCCGGUGAAAAUAGCAGAAAGUGAUGCUGAUGUAAAAUUAAGUCGACUGUGUGAACAAGACAAGAUUCUCCAGGAGCUCGAGGCCAGGAUACGCACUUUGAAGGAUGACAAGGACAAGUUGGAGUGUGUGCUGGAUGUUUCCCACCAGCAGAUGGAGCAGUACAGAGAUCAGCCGGCACACGCUGAGAAGAUUGCCUAUCAGCAGAAAUUACUACAAGAGGAUGUUGUUCACAUCAGGGCUGAAAUAUCUCAAGUCUCCACAGAGAUGGAGAACGCGUGGAAUGAGUACAGCCGGCUAGAGAGGGACGUGGACUGGCUGCAGUCGGCGCUGCAGGGACAGAUGAGCCGCAGCGACCUCUUUCAGGUCUGUGGCUCACUGAUCUCUGUCGUUCCUUCUCAUGGAUGGCAAGAGAAAGUCCAGAUCAGGAAAGAGCUGUGGAGGAUUGAGGAUGUUAUCGCAGGCCUCAGCACCAGUAAAGCCAACUACAAAGUCACUAUCUCCUCUGUUACCAACCCAGAGAGGAAGUUUGUGCCUUCAGUGUCGGCGUCACCAGUGCCUUCUGUGUCUGGGAGCCCGUCUGCUAUGGAGAUGCGGUUGUCCCAGCAGCCACAGCACAGCCCCCGCCUCAGCCUCAGCCCCAGCACCCCCACCCUGUCCUCCAGCCCCAGCCAGCAACACUGGGUGGACGCAACCAUCACCAGUGGGCUGAAAUGGGGUGAGGAUGAUGUGCCUCCCAGACCUCCUCUACCUCAGCUCUAUAGUCCUGAUGAGCAUCCCCCUGCUGUGCCCCCGUUGCCCCGGGAGACAACAGUCAUCCGGCAUACUUCUGUACGCGGCCUCAAACGACAGUCAGAUGAACGCAAAAGGGACAGAGAGAUUGGCCAGUUCACUAAUGGAGACGGCAAGGUGGAACUAAGACCUUUCCUGAGCGAUCCAGAGCUUAUGGGAGCUGGAGACGGCUCAAGCCACAUCAGUGUAGCAGCAUCAGGACAUGAGGGUUACCAGACAUUACCUAGCAGAGGAGUGGCGGGUUCCUCGCUGAGGCUGAAUAAGUCCUCCAACAUCUCUUCAUAUGUGACCAUCCGAAGAUCCACCUCAGCUGCAGGGGUGACGGAGAGACCAAAAAGUGCCUUGGAGCGUCUGUACUCCGGGGAGCCGGCCCAGCAGCAGCAGCAGCAGCAGCAGAGGGGGAAGAUGAGUGCUGAUGAGCAGCUGGAGAGGAUGAAGAGGCACCAGAAAGCCCUCGUCCGCCAGCGCAAACGCACCCUGAGCCACGGAGACCGCCACGCCUCUCCAUCCUCGCGCACACCGCCUGCACCCUCGCGCCCACUUUCUGCAGACUUGGGAUCAUGGAAGAGAGAGCAGGACUUUGACCUGCAGCUGCUUGAGAGAGCUGUUCAGGGGGAGGAGGCGCAGGCAGUGAGGAGCGUUCAGGGGGAGGAGAGACCUCCCGAGCACAAGGAGAGACCCCGCUCGCACUCUGACGAAUGGCUGACCCUGCGCUCUACGGCCACGACUCCUCCUGCCCAUGAGGUCGACCUGGAACCACUAGACUAUGACCUGGACCUUAACAAAGAGCUUUCCAAGCCUCAGAAAGUGUUGAUCCCGGAGCGCUAUGUGGACUCAGAGCCUGAGGAGCCUCUCAGUCCGCAGGAGGUGGAGGAUCGUUAUCGUAAGGUGGAGCGCAUCAAGAGCAUCUUGGCAAAAUCCAGUGUGCACAACCUGGCACCUGCAGUGACCGUGGACAAGCCAGGGGUCGGGCUGGUGGCUCUGGACUCAGCGCUGCAGGAGCAGGAGAGGAUCAUCACCAUGUCCUACGCUCUGGCAUCGGAGGCUUCGCUCAAGAGCAAACUAGUCACAGUUCCACUACUGGCUAACAUCCCCACCUAUCCUCCUCCUCCUCCCCUUCCUCCUGCUCCUCCUCUUCCUCCUUUCCACCCUGCUCCUUAUGUUCCUCCUGCUCCUUCGGUUUUUCCUUCUCCCUCUGUGUCUCUGGCGCCUCCCUCUCCUCUAAGCAACGGAAUUCACUACACGUUUGUCUAACCCAAGAAAUAAACUCAAGCCAUUUCUGGACACUGAGGUGCUAUUCCAAAAU
This is a messenger RNA of Notothenia coriiceps (black rockcod), 4049 nucleotides long. It is a transcript of the gene plekha7b, whose product is annotated as pleckstrin homology domain containing, family A member 7b. Lineage: Eukaryota; Metazoa; Chordata; Actinopteri; Perciformes; Nototheniidae. The record is from RefSeq and is a predicted model, not a curated record. The transcript is spliced from 26 exons. The coding region runs from base 95 to 3997 and encodes 1300 amino acids.